Messenger RNA from Penicillium daleae, 1038 nucleotides. RefSeq lists its product as uncharacterized. The coding region runs from base 1 to 1038 and encodes 345 amino acids. The record is from RefSeq and is a predicted model, not a curated record. The transcript is spliced from 3 exons. Lineage: Eukaryota; Fungi; Ascomycota; Eurotiomycetes; Eurotiales; Aspergillaceae.
AUGACUCAAUCCACGACCUCCCAUCGUCGCUCUCCUUCCUCUCCUCAUAAUCCCAAGUCCAAGCCUGCUGUCCGUCCCGGUCUCCAUCGUCGCGGAGCCUCUGCUAUCAGCCUGUCCAUUUCCAAGCUGGGCUCGGGCCAUUCCACCCGAUCGCAUUCGAGGGGAGUCAAGGUCGACGACGACUGGGAUAUGGCUGCCAGUUUUUUGAACUUUUGCGCCAUGUGUGAGCGUCAAAUUACUGUCCCCAACAACUCUCUUCUCUACUGCAGUGAAAGCUGCCGCCGCAAAGACUCUGCAAAGCCUCUCUCCGCCUCUCUCCCAUCAACCUCCACCAUGUCCAGCAAAAUGAUCAACACCACCCACACCUACACCUACUCAUCAACCUACAACACCUCCCCCUCCCCACCAACCUCUCCCCCCCCUCUCCCCGCGCACCAUCGUCGCGCCAAUGAUCCCAACCCGCAUCUCCUCAUCUACCCCCACCACCAUCCCCGCCAUCAGGAUACCCCCCACCCCCACAACGCCAAGUCAGAUCUCGACCCCACCGAAUGGAAGCCCGUAUUAGGUGCCCGCACCACCAGCAGCAGCUCCCUCGCCACCUCCGAUGCAUGGGGCUACCUCUCCCAAUUCCACGGCGGCUCCACCACCCUCCUCGCCCGCCGCUCGCACCGCAGCACAUUGAGCCUCUCCACCCUCGACGUCGGCGCAACCCCCUCACUCACCCACGCGCCCUCCGUCGCAUCCUCGCUGUCCAGCACCGCGUCUGACGAGGGUAUCCACGAGGCCAUGCACCGCCCGCUCCCGCCGCGGCACAACCCGUUCUUCUCGCUGUCGCACGCAGCCGAGAAAGGCGUCGCCCUGGUCGUGCCCCACGUUGAGGCCGUGGCCGUGCGCGAUGUCGAGAGCGAUAGUGGCUCGAUUUUCCCGGCUAGCAGUGCUGUCUGGGAAGAUGAUGUUGUUGCCAAUGGCGUGGGUGUUGGUGUGGCUGCGAGCGCGCCUAUUAUGGUUCGUGGGCGUGGCCGUGUCACCAAGGCUUAG